CCAUUGCAGUGACGGGCGCGCAUGCGUAGUGCUUUAUCUCUACGCAACACGACUGAGCUCGUGAGCUGUCAUCUUUUGGGACAAUUUUGACGCUUCUAACACCUUCUACUACACAAACUGGAUCCUUUACAGACUCUUGUUUCGCGGAGGGAUUAGCAGAAAUUACAACGAGUUAAACUAUCGAAAUUAAAAUGGUAAAAAGAACGUGUCUUGUCACGUGACCAACGCUGGCCAAUCACCAAGAGACUAGCCCCGAUUGAAGUCUGCUCUUUGUUCGGAUUACUUUGGUGUUUCGACCCGAAACUGUUGAGAGGAAUUAUUUUCUGAAUUUCUACGUGGGGGACGCGAAGAGGACGAUUUUCUUCGCUUCGCCUCAUCCCUUUAAAUAGGCACGUCGGGGACCCAUGUUGGAAGGGGUCAUUUGAAUUGCAUGGCAAUCGUUUCCAAGUUUGGCUCAACUGUUGGGUUUCAGGGUGUAUCUGGUCACGUGAUUUCCCCUCCCCCACCCUUCCCCGAAGAAUGGGAGAAGGGCGGACAUGUUGAAGGGAAUAUGUUGCUUAAAAAAAGUAUCGAGUUGGAAGACCAGAAGAUGUUUUCAAGACAAGUUUCGCCGUAUUUUUUGGAUUUACCAAUUUGCAUUUGUCUUUAUUUUAAUCCUUAGGAUUUGGGGGUAUACUUUUUUUGAACAUCUCUUAUCUCCCCAAAUUUCACUUUGAUCGCAAAAUAUCCCGCACCACCACAACGUUUUUUUUUGUAAUGUAGACAUUGUGGUUUGAUUUGCAUGUUUCAGUGACAUUGCUGGUCGUCUGUAACCUUGGGGAAUGGGGGAUGGGCGCAUGUGAUUGGGUAACCAUUGACACGUUGGACGAAUUUGUUGUUGGGGUUUUGGUUUAGUUUUCUUGCACGUGGGCAUUGCUUUGUGAUGUUACGGAUAGGAUUCACUUUAGCUAUUUAAUACCAGCUUAUACUAUUGGUGGUGACGUAACGCGUUUAGCAAGAUGGCGAAUUGUUUUACCGGGUGUAAAAGAAAUUGGUAGUCAUUUCCAAUUCAAGUAGUUCUAAGCCGGUUGUAGUUUUGGUAUGAAGAAACCAGUCAGUUUAUGAGCUUGAAAGUAGUUUUACUCCAGCAGCACUUAAACUGCUGCGUCAUCCUGUUGUUCCGGUUGCCCGGCAUGCAGUCAUUGAACUUUAUGAUAAAAGCUAUUUUGAUCGCCACUUUUUCUUCUUUUAUGAUGUCGCCACGUUUGAGUAACCGUUUCCAUAAUAUGUUCUUUGUUGGCCACGCGGGUCAUGUUCUAUGUCGUUCCGUCCGUUUGUGUCUUUCAGUUGAGGCAAACCACGAUUGUCUGUGUCGUUUGUCACACGUAGUGAGUAUUUAGAGGUAUCGUUCGGGAAAUUUAUUCGGAUCCCUGAGCACAAUUCGCUAUUUUAAACCGUCUUCGUCGUGCUUUAAGAUGGCGACCGGCGCCCCUCUGCGACUGAUCUUCUGGUAAGUGGGGAGAAGCCUGAACCGGCUGGUGGCCGCGUCGUCCCGCGGUUCGACCAAUCGGCUUGUACAUAACGCGCACAGAAAUCCCGCGUUACGCACGCAGUGGCCAAUCACUGCCUUUGCUUUGCAUACGUUGACAUAAUGCAAGACCUUCAAGUUCGGAGGCGCUUUCAACGUCCUUGCGUGCUCGUGGUCACGAAGAAGGAAAGAACACGAAUUCGGGUGGAGAAAGGCCUCAAAGAGUGACACGGUUUUGCGCGAUUCUCUUGACAUGAAAGGACGUGCUUUUAAGCUUUUUUUUUCCACCUCAAAGGCUUAACCGGCCGUUUCGGGUGCGGUGAGGUUGGCUUGCAACGCAAUGAGCGAAUCGCAACUCAGAGGGCGGGGACGUUUUCAGCACGCGUGGCCAAUAGGGUGACUCGUGGGUUUAUAAAGCAGCUGGUGUAGAGAGACGAGCGCCAUUUCCACGAAGCAAAAGGAAAUUUACGUUGGAGUUGGAGAGCGCCGAUAAAGAAAGGGGGAAAAAAAAAAACAACACAGGAAGCGGAACAGAACCGGAUACUGUCUUGAAUAUAGCAAAACGCAAUCCGGAUCCAUCCUCAUGGAUAUGGCCGUAAACCCGCUGAUUGACAGCUCCCACGGCGGGCUAGACGUCGGCCUAAUGGGGAUCACGGCCCUGGAGCAGAGUUCCGGCGCGGCGGGGAAAAGGAUCCGGAAACCGUCCCUGCUCUACGAAGGCUUUGAGAGCCCCGGGAUGCCCCCGCACAGCCAGACCACGGGCCCCGGCCCCACACAUUCCCUGGUGAAAGACCCCGGGCGACGGGGGAAGAUGACCAACCAGCUGCAGUUCCUGCAGAAGGUUUUGCUGAAGUCAUUGUGGCGCCACCACUUUGCUUGGCCCUUCCACGAGCCGGUGGACGCCGUCAAGCUCAACCUGCCUGACUAUCACAAGAUCAUCAAGAUCCCAAUGGACUUGGGCACCAUCAAGAGGAGGCUGGAGAGCAACUACUACUACAGUGCCAGCGAAUGCAUGCAGGACUUUAACACCAUGUUCACCAACUGCUACAUUUACAACAAGCCGUCCGAUGACAUCGUCUUGAUGGCCCAGUCGCUGGAGAAAGCGUUUCUACAGAAGGUGGCUCAGAUGCCGCCCGAGGAAGUGGACCUGAGCCCGCCCCCUGCGCGCAGCAGACCCGUCAAAGCGGGAAAGCGGGGCAGGGGAAGUACGCUCUCCGGGGGGGUCACCACGGCUCACCAGGUGCCCGCCGUCUCCCAGUCUGUGUACUCCCCGACCACCCCCGAACUCCCCGAAACCAUCCUGUCCACGCCGCCGCAGACCAUCAUGGCCAAGAAUCUGGCCCUCCCCCUUCCGAAUGAGCACGGCAUCCCCUCAAUGACCGGCCCCCCUCCCACGCAGCCCACUACCAAGAAAAAAGGCGUGAAGAGGAAAGCCGACACCACCACCCCGACGACGGUGGCCAUGCCCAUCAUGAGCUCCAUGAGCGUGGCCGGCAUGGGCUUGGGCCUGGGCAGGGGGCACGACGCCGCGCUCACCCUCACAGCGCUCGGGGUGGAGCACGACGCCGGCCUGAGCCUCGGCCAAGGUCUGGCCCUGAGCCAGGGCUUGAGCCUCGGUCAGGGUCUGGGCCUCAACCAGGGCCUGGCCCUCAAUCAGGCGAUGGGCAUCAACGCCGAUCACGGGCAAGUCAUGCUGGGUAACAAAGCGCCCGCGGGCUUCAGGAGAGGAGUGAGCGGGCGGCCCAUCAAGCCCCCCAAGAAGGACCUGCCCGACUCCAUCCUGCCCACGCCGGUGCGUCGCAGCAAGCUGUCGCCGCAGCUGCGCUACUGCAGCGGCGUCCUGAAGGACCUCCUGUCCAAGAAGCACGCCGCCUACGCCUGGCCCUUCUACAAGCCCGUCGACGCGUCCUCGCUCGGGCUCCACGACUACCACGAAAUCAUCAAGCAGCCCAUGGACCUCAGCACCAUCAAGAGGAAGAUGGACAGCAGAGAGUAUGUGGAGGCUCAGCAGUUUUCGGCCGACAUCAGACUGAUGUUCUCUAACUGCUACAAAUACAACCCCCCCGAUCACGAUGUGGUGACAAUGGCUCGAAAGCUCCAGGAUGUUUUUGAGUUCUGCUUUGCCAAGAUGCCCGACGAGCAGCCGGCGCCCCCGAGCUCCUCCUCUUCCUCCUCAUCCUCGUCCUCGUCGUCUUCCGAGAGCGAGCUGAGCAGCGAGGAGAGCGAGAGCGAGAGCAGCCCCAGCUCGGACUCCGAAGAGGAGCGAGCCAACCGCCUGGCCGAGCUUCAGGAGCAGCUGAAAGCCGUCCACGAGCAGCUCACGGCGCUCUCUCAGGGCCCCAUCGUGAAACCCAAGAAGAAGAAGGAGAAGAAGGACAAGAAGAAGAAGAGGCGGAAAGGCGAGAAGCACCCAAAGAUGGAAGAAGAAUUGGUCUCCAUCAGGCCCACCAAGGCCUCCAAAGUUAGCAAAACUCCCAAAACUAAAAGCAACAAGGCCACCGGAACCCUGAUGCCGAUCAAGAAGAGCCAGAGCAAGAAAAACAACAAGAGCAAGUCCAAAAAGGGAGGCGUGAUGUUCAGCGUGCCGCCGGCCAUCCCGGAGCCCCUCGUGCACCAUUUCGACUCGGACGAGGAAGAAGAGACGGCGCCCAUGUCAUACGACGAGAAGCGGCAGCUCAGCCUGGACAUCAACAAGCUGCCCGGCGAGAAGCUGGGCCGCGUCGUUUACAUCAUCCAGUCGCGAGAGCCGUCCCUGCGAGACACCAACCCGGAGGAGAUCGAGAUCGACUUCGAGACGCUCAAGCCGUCCACGCUGCGAGAGCUGGAGCGCUACGUCAUGACGUGCCUGCGGAAGAAGCCGCGCAAGCCUUACGCCAUCAAGAACAGCGCCGGAAAGUCACGGGAGGAGCUGGCAUUGGAGAAACAACUGGAGCUGGAGAGAAGGCUGAUGGAUGUCAGCGGCCAGCUCAACUCCGGCAAGAAGCCCGCCAAGGCCAAGUUGGAGAAACCGACCGCAGAGUCGAGCACUCAGCCGUCACGCCUCAGCGCCAGCAGCUCCUCCUCGGACUCCUCCUCGUCUUCCUCAUCCUCAUCAUCCUCCGACACCAGCGAGUCCGACUCCGGCUGAGGGCCGGAAGACUUUCAGAUGGUGUUUUUGUUUUAACCCCUUUAUUUUAUUUGCGGGCGGGGUUACCUGACGAGCCCUCUUGUUGCGCCACCCCCCAACGGACUGGACCAGAACGGCCGGCCCCAGCCGAGAGGUGGCACCUUGUUUGGGCUGCAUGAGUGGUGGUGGAGGUGGAGGGGGGGCUUAUUCUGGGUCUAUAUUGGACCGAGCGAGGGAAGUUUCAUCGGGGGAAAGUUGCGUUGCAUGUGUCGGGGGUGAGAGUUUAAGGGUGCUCGAGCCAGAGUCUGCGAUACUUCUGGACAUGAUUUCCCUUCUUUACUGUGCCCGCUGUCUUGACGGUGUGUGUAAAUGUUUUGUACAGUUAUUGAACUCUUUUCUUUUAUAAAGAAGCAUUUUAUUCCCUUUGUGGGAACCCGCAACCGUUUGUGUGUCCGGGCGUGCGUGCAGCUUGCUGAAGUUCUCCACAGUUUUGACGCAGGCGUUGGAAAGUGGGCGUGGCGCUCCACCUGUGUGACAUUUGAUGAAGUCGAAGUGGAUUUUUUUCCUACCAGUGUUUUGUUUUCCUCUCUUUUCCAGUGUUUCUGUACACUCGAUUGCUUCUUGUGACCAAUUUGCGAAUAAAAACGAAAGCGGUGAGGA
Hippocampus zosterae (dwarf seahorse) is the source of this 5273-nucleotide messenger RNA. It is a transcript of the gene brd2a, whose product is annotated as bromodomain containing 2a. Gene Ontology annotation, cellular component: chromatin; nucleus. NCBI's taxonomy places the organism in Eukaryota, Metazoa, Chordata, Actinopteri, Syngnathiformes, Syngnathidae. The coding region runs from base 2091 to 4634 and encodes 847 amino acids. The transcript has 12 exons. The record is from RefSeq and is a predicted model, not a curated record. Gene Ontology annotation, biological process: chromatin remodeling; regulation of DNA-templated transcription.